Messenger RNA from Racocetra persica, 402 nucleotides. NCBI's taxonomy places the organism in Eukaryota, Fungi, Glomeromycota, Glomeromycetes, Diversisporales, Gigasporaceae. The record is from the annotation of a GenBank genome assembly.
CAUCUCUUGAAAUAACUAUUGAACCUGAUGAACAAAAUAGUGAUAAUAAUAAUUACGAAGAACUUGAGCUUGAUGAAAAUAAAGAUGAUUAUCAAAGCGGUCAAGACGAUGAUAACUACAAUACUAAAUUUAGAGAUCCUGAAGAUGCUAGUACAAAAGAUGCAACUAACAACCCUAUUCAAGAGCUUUUUAACCAUGUUUUUGUGAAUAAUUCAUUAACAUGCAUCUCACCAAUCGAAAAACCAUAUUAUUCAGCAAAAAUUUAUCUUGAUAUUUGUCAUUUAUGUGGUAGCUCCAAGAUUCCUAAUGUAGCAACAUCAAAAGGCUUAUGGCCAACAUGCUAUGAAUAUGUUGGUAUAGGAGGUUUAAAAAACUGUUAUAAGUGGAAGCCAACUAGUGAGC